CGGUUAUUGGCAUUUCACGAGGAUUGAGAGUCAUGGAAAGCAUACCUAAACAUAGCCAUACGACGCGAUCAUUAAUUUGCGAAGCCAUAGCCAUCGUGUGUCCCUUUUCUCGCGGACUAUCUAGAUUGAUCCCGUGUCUGCGGGUGAAAUAGCUGAAAUAGCUUGAGGGGAGGUUGGAGUGGCAGAACAUUUAGUUAUUUAUCUGAACCCACCCAAAGGCGGUGAGCAUUUGAUUUUCCAGCCUUGACAAAAAAUUAUUUAUCGCACGCAGCCAAACAACCAGAGGUUUAUUAGCCACUUUCCUCCGAUUUUCAGCUACGAGAGAUUUUCUCAACAAUGGCCCCUUCGCAGCUGAAGCAGCUGAAAGCCUCGCUACGGGAAAGUGGCAUCUUAGGGCCCCAACAAUCCAAAAAGCAGAAACAGAAAAAUGCAAAGUCCGGUGCGGGCGCCGCAAACCGAAUACAGCGCAAUGCUGCGCUCCAGGGAAUACGGGAACAGUUCAAUCCCUUCGAGAUCAGGGCUCCUGCAAGGCCUGCGAAAUUCAGUUCUACUUCGCGAUCGGACCAGGAUGCACCACGGUCCAGACCAGGGGUUACAAAAAGCCUAGGAGAGCAGAGAAGGAAAGAAACUCUCCUAAAGGAAAUGCAACGCCGGAGUAAAGUCGGAAUAUUGCUCGAUCGACGUUUUGGUGAAAAUGACCCUACGAUGACGCCCGAAGAACGAGCAGCGGAACGGUUUGCAAGAGAGAGCCAGAAGAAGCUCAAAAAGGAGUCGAUGUUCAAUCUUGAGGAUGACGAAGAAGAGAUGCAACUUACCCAUUUGGGGCAAACUAUCACGUUCGACAAGGAGAACAAGGAUGACUUCGAAGAGGACGAUCUGAAUGCCUCGGAUGAAGACGGCGAGUCAGAAAAAGCACGUAAGCGAAGGCGAAACGCUGAGGAGGAUGAUAUGGAGGGACUAGCUGGGGACUCAGAGGAAGAGGGGCAGCCGGAGCGGAAGAAAUCAAAGAACGAAGUCAUGAAGGAGCUUAUUGCGAAGUCAAAAUUUCACAAAUAUGAGCGCCAAAAGGCCAAAGAAGAUGAUGAUGAUUUGCGAGCGUCUCUCGACAAGGGCCUUCCUGAAAUCUUUGAGAUGAUGAGAGGAGUCAAAAAGCCAGAACCUGAACCUUUGCCGAAACCCGAUCUUACUGCUACGAUGAAUCCGGACCGUGCAGCUCUCUUGAAUGGAAAGGAUAGGGACGAGGCUGAUAAGGAGUAUGAUCAACGGCUGAAACAAAUGACCUACGACAAGCGAGCUAAACCGUUAGACCGUACCAAGACGGAAGAGGAAAAAGCAGAAGAGGAAGCAGAGAGAUUAAGACAACUAGAAAAAGAACGGUUGAGAAGAAUGCAAGGGGCGACGGUUGACUCGUCAGAGGAGGAAGAUAACGGCGGUGACAAAGACAUGGAUGAUGAUUCGGAGCCAGACGAUGCGAAGGCUUUUGGACUGACUCAACCAAGUAACAUGCCAGAGCUCGGUGUGGAGGAUGAAGAUGAUUUCAUUAUCGACAGCGACCUUGUCGAGUCUGACUCUGAAGCAGAGCUCUCUCUAGAUGAGAGCGAUCUGGCUAGUUCUGCGGAUGAAGAGGAGUCCGAGGAAGAAGAUGAUGAAUUCAUUGGCGGUUUGGUUCUCCCUCCUGACGCGGAAGCUGAUAAGAGACCCGCCACCACGAAUGGGGAGACUCCAACGGCGACGGCAAACAACAAUCUUGCAUUCACAUAUCCCUGCCCGGAAAACCAUGAGCACUUUUUGCAAAUCGUCGAGAAUACUAAAAUUGAAGAUCUGCCCACUGUAGUCCAGAGAAUUCGCGCUCUCCAUCAUCCCAGGCUCCACAUUGACAAUAAAUCGAAGCUCGCGACUUUUUCGAAAGUGCUUGUACAGCAUACUGUGUACCUAGCCAACCAGCCAGACCACCCACCGUUCGCUGUUCUCGAGAACCUGCUACGUCACAUCCAUUCGAUGGCCAAGGCUCAACCAGAGGCAGUAGCCAGUGCAAUGAGGAAUCAUCUACGAGAGAUGUCUGAGAGUCGACCAUUGGAAUUGUUACCAGGGGAUCUCGUUAUUCUAACGGGAGUUGCAACCAUAUUCCCUACAUCUGAUCAUUUCCAUGCGGUUGUCACGCCAUCCAUGCUUGCUAUGGCUAGAUAUCUCGGCCAGAGCAAUAUCGCCAACCUCGGAAAUAUCGCGACUGGCGCUUAUAUCGCAACCCUUUGCAUUCAGUAUCAGGCAUUAGCAAAACGAUAUAUACCAGAAUUCAUGAAUUACGUUGUCAACGUCCUCUGCAUUCUAGCGCCUAGCGAACCCGUGCAUACUCUCGGCUUCUUCCCUAUUCGGCAGGAAUCUACACCCCUGUGUCUAACACCAUCGAAAUUCCCGUUAACCACCAUCAAAAAACCUACCUUCUGGGACAUUCUCGCCACCUCGCCCGCCGAUGGAGCUGAACAAGAAGCCCUCAAGCUUUCCCUUAUCAGCACAUUUAUCUCCCUUCUUGACCAGGCCGCUGACCUCUGGUCCUCCAAAUCUGCAUUCUACGACAUUUUCGCUCCAGCAAACCGUGUCCUCAAAUACCUCACCAAGUCACUCAACAAUAAAACCCCCCGCACCCUCUAUGACCAGCUGCAAAGGACCUGCGACAAGCUGCAAGCGCUCCUAAAGCAAUCCGACCUCGGCCGCCGACCACUCCUGCUCCACAACCACCGUCCCCUAGCAAUCAAGACGGCCAUUCCUAAAUUCGAAGAAUCCUUCAACCCGUCCCGCCACUACGAUCCUGACCGCGAACGCGCCGAGCUCAACAAAUUGAAAGCAGAGCAUAAGCGCGAGCGCAAGGGUGCCAUGCGCGAGCUGCGCAAGGAUGCGAACUUCAUUGCGCGCGAGAGCCUGCGUGAGAAGCGCGAGAAGGAUGCGGAGUAUGAGCGCAAGUAUCGUAGGCUUGUGGCGGAGAUUCAGGGUGAGGAGGGAAGAGAGGCGAAGGCGUAUGAGAGAGAGAAGAAGGCGAGGACGGCGAGGAAGUAGAUGGGGAAUUUUUUCGUUCAUUUUUACUUUUGAUUACAUCUAUAUACCUAACUAUAUAUUUUCUUUCUUCAAUGUACUGUUUUAGGGACUACGGUUGUGGAUGCGGCUACGGCCAUUUUAGAGUUCAAGGGGCGUAUAUAAAAAUGAAACGGCGCGAGGUUUGUAAUGUUUGAAACGUGAUGAACUAAACAACAUCUGUUAUUCUUUUCCAUAACUCCGUCGAUCUUGGGUAUCUAUACACCAAAUCAGAUGCGACAGACAUCUCUAAAACGGGCCCUAAAUGUCGCAAAAAGCCAAUGGAAUAAGAUGAAGCAGAAAAGAACCACAAUUCUCCCGGCGCCACCGCAAUCUAAAACAAGAAAUGUAGAUGAAACAAACCAAAGCUAAUAAAACACACAAGAAGAGGUCACCCUCCAGGUAUAUGUCACAUUUUAAGCUCCUCCGCCCCAACACGAAGCAGAUACUCGCAUCUCUCUAUUUGCUUCUUAUCGAUAAGCCUUGUCUUCGUCUUGCGUGUUUUGACGUACAGUUGGUGCAGCGCUUUCCCAGUCUUCGCCGUCGUAACAGUUCCCCACACAGGGCUGCCCUUGACUCGAUGUAUAUUUGGAUCAUAGCUGCGUAUAAAACUUGUCCAGUACCCUUGCACAACGGGCACAAUAGGCGCAUUAACUCCUUUGCCCCUAUAUGAGCCGGGUCCGUAGGCGUACUUUGGGCCCCAUAUGGCCGCCAUGUGAGCCGUGUGAGGGACUCCAAUGCCGUUUUUCAUAGCCGGAGGGUCCUCAACGUCAUAGUGAAAAUUCCAUACUUUACUCGGAUCGCCGUGCAUGCUACCUGCAACGGUGAGGAUGAUAGCGGGGCAGUUGUAUCGCAUUUCGCCGUAGGCGUUGCUUCCCUGGCGCCAGUAUGGGCCAUAUUUUCUUUUGGCUUCGGGAAACACGUCGUUGGUCUUUGGGUAAAGUUCAUGGAUCUUACGGAAGUGCUUUUUCUUCAUGGCUGGGAAUUGGUUUUUCAGGAAAGUGUCGGAUUCUUUGAAGCUGCUUGUGUUUCUGGGGACGAAAACGGUACCUUCGUUAUUGUCUGCGCCGAAUAUCAUGGGGACUUUUUUGAACUGGCCUCUCGCGAAAAGCUUGUAGGUAUAGUCCUGAAUUAAAUAGCCGUCGACGGUUGGACUGUACAUGAACAGUGGUGGGCUAAUGCCGCCAGGGAGCGGAUAACGCUGGUCAAGUUUUUGCAUUCUCUUCACAUCAACCUUGCGGAGACAAGCAAGGGAAUCUUUGCCUGUGCAUUUCGUAUUCUUGACGAGAUUGUCAUACAUAUACUGGCUUUCUCGGAUAUUAAGCUGUGUCCCAAAUGAAGGGGAACCUGCCGCUGCCGCGUGGAAAGUGUUGACCCCUCUACCUCCGAAAGCACUGAGCAAAUAGUAUACAGAAGCCGCACCAGCACUAUCCCCGCCGAUUGUGACAUGGCCAGGAUCUCCACCGAACUGAAAAUAAAAUUAGUCUAAAAAUUUU
Blastomyces dermatitidis ER-3 is the source of this 4562-nucleotide messenger RNA. RefSeq names its product rRNA maturation protein. NCBI's taxonomy places the organism in Eukaryota, Fungi, Ascomycota, Eurotiomycetes, Onygenales, Ajellomycetaceae. Gene Ontology annotation, biological process: maturation of SSU-rRNA. The record is from RefSeq and is a predicted model, not a curated record. The coding region runs from base 337 to 3051 and encodes 904 amino acids. The transcript has 2 exons. Gene Ontology annotation, cellular component: Noc4p-Nop14p complex; small-subunit processome; nucleolus.